Molecule: messenger RNA, 4534 nt
Organism: Apodemus sylvaticus (European woodmouse)
Lineage: Eukaryota; Metazoa; Chordata; Mammalia; Rodentia; Muridae
Gene: Atxn1
Product: ataxin 1
Exons: 9
Coding region: 925-3312 (795 amino acids)
Biological process (GO): negative regulation of transcription by RNA polymerase II; nervous system development
Cellular component (GO): nucleus
Molecular function (GO): RNA binding; protein binding
Source: RefSeq, a predicted model, not a curated record
ACCGCAGACAUCAUUUCUACUACAGUGGAGGAGCCGUACAGGACCUGUUUCACUGCAGGGGGAAUCCAAAACAAGCCCUGUGGAGCCGCAGCUAGAGCUACAGCAGCCGCAGGACACUGUGUCUCUCCCUCUGUCCCCCCUUCCCCACGCAACCCCAGAUCCAUUUACACUUUACAAUUGCAGCGUCCUGGAACGAAAUGAAAGGAUCUGUGUUGAAACGGCUAAAGUAGGGUUGCAGUAGACCCUGCGUAAAACAGAGUGGACUCCAGCCUUCACGAAUGAGCUUGAAGCAGGAAUGGUUCUGGGUUCAGGCCUCUUCCACUGAACUUCGCUACUGCCACCCUUUCUACACAAGCAAAAUCUUCAAGGAAAGAUCUCCCAGGAAGGAAGUGGUUGCUUGUGGCUUUGCACUGUGAUGAAGGCAAAUGGUACAGGGGAAGCAGAAGCAGAAGGGUCAGAAGUUCAAGGUCAUCUUCAGCCAGACAGCAAGUUUUUUCCAAAGAAAAUAGACCAAAACUUUCUUCUUGAGAAGAAACGAACCUACUGUUGGCAGAGGGUAUCUCUAACCUCUCUGUGAAAGAAAGAAAGACAACACCAGAGCCUGGGCCUCCCAGCUGCUGAGGGAAGUUUCCAUGGUGAAGUCUCGGGGAGGCUUCCUGGGAGCAGAACAUAGUGAAUGCUGUGUUGGGGGAGCCUGGCUGUGACUCACACCCAUCCAGUUUGGCGGUCGAUGUCAGAGUUGCUUGCUCAGUGCAUCAAAGAAUCCGGAGCUGCUACUGCCAGCCUAGAGAACCCACGGGGAGAUGAUUCCUCAUGAAGGGCCUGGAUCCCCUACAGAAAUCCAAUGUGACUCUCUGUUUAUCAGACUAAAACCAGAGCCAGCCAGACAGUGAGGCAGCCACCGUGGAGGGGGGACGGCGAAAAAUGAAAUCCAACCAAGAACGGAGCAAUGAAUGCCUGCCUCCCAAGAAACGAGAGAUCCCCGCCACCAGCCGGCCCUCUGAGGAGAAGGCCACUGCUCUGCCCAGCGACAACCACUGCGUGGAGGGCGUGGCGUGGCUCCCCAGCACCCCUGGCAGCCGUGGCCAUGGGAGUGGGCGGCAUGGGCCAGCAGGGACUUCCGGGGAGCAUGGUUUACAAGGAAUGGGUUUACAUAAAGCACUGUCCGCAGGGCUGGAUUACUCCCCACCCAGUGCCCCCAGGUCAGUCCCCACAGCCAACACGCUGCCCACCGUGUACCCUCCUCCUCAGUCAGGGACCCCGGUGUCUCCUGUGCAGUACGCCCACCUCUCGCAUACCUUCCAGUUCAUUGGGUCCUCCCAAUACAGUGGGCCUUACGCGGGCUUUAUCCCUUCCCAGCUGAUCUCCCCGUCUGGCAACCCAGUCACCAGUGCGGUGGCCUCCGCUGCAGGGGCCACCACUCCCUCACAGCGCUCCCAGCUGGAGGCCUAUUCCACCCUGCUGGCCAACAUGGGCAGUCUGAGCCAGGCACCAGGACAUAAGGUCGAGCCCGCUCCACAGCAGCAUCUCAGCAGGGCAGCGGGAUUAGUCAACCCGGGGUCCCCUCCACCCACCCAGCAGAACCAGUACAUUCAUAUUUCCAGCUCUCCACAGAGCUCCGGGCGGGCAGCAUCUCCUCCACCCAUCCCGGUCCACCUCCAUCCCCAUCAGACGAUGAUCCCGCACACGCUCACCCUGGGGCCUUCAUCCCAGGUGGUUGUACAGUACAGUGACGCCGCCGCCGCCGCCGCCGGAGGCCACUUUGUUCCUCGAGAGUCCACCAAAAAAGCAGAGAGCAGCAGGUUGCAGCAGGCUAUGCAAGCCAAGGAGGUCCUGAAUGGAGAGAUGGAGAAGAACCGGAGGUACGGGCCGUCAUCGUCUGUGGAGCUGAGCCUGGGAAAGGCAAGCAACAAGUCAGUGCCUCAUCCCUACGAGUCCAGGCACGUGGUGGUCCACCCAAGCCCAGCAGACUACAGCAAUCGCGAUACCUCCGGGGUCCGUGGAUCUGUGAUGGUCCUGCCCAAUAGCAGCACGUCCUCAGUCGACCUGGAGGCACAGCAGGCCACGCAUCGAGAGGCCUCCCCGUCCACCCUCAAUGACAAGAGCGGCCUGCACCUAGGGAAACCCGGCCACAGGUCCUAUGCGCUGUCCCCCCACACGGUCAUCCAGACCACACACAGUGCAUCAGAGCCUCUCCCGGUGGGCCUCCCCGCCACGGCCUUCUACGCUGGUACUCAACCUCCUGUCAUCGGCUACCUGAGCGGCCAGCAGCAAGCAAUCACCUACGCUGGCGGCCUGCCGCAGCACCUGGUGAUCCCGGGUACCCAGCCCCUGCUCAUCCCAGUCGGCAGCCCUGACAUGGACACACCCGGGGCAGCCUCGGCCAUAGUGACGUCAUCACCCCAGUUCGCUGCAGUACCUCACACGUUUGUCACCACCGCCCUGCCCAAGAGCGAGAACUUCAACCCGGAGGCUCUGGUCACCCAGGCUGCCUACCCAGCCAUGGUGCAGGCCCAGAUCCACCUGCCGGUGGUGCAGUCCGUGGCAUCCCCCGCCACGGCGUCACCCACGCUGCCGCCCUAUUUCAUGAAAGGCUCCAUCAUCCAGCUGGCCAACGGGGAGCUGAAGAAGGUGGAGGACCUGAAGACGGAGGAUUUCAUCCAGAGUGCGGAGAUUAGCAAUGACCUCAAGAUCGACUCCAGUACUGUGGAGAGAAUCGAGGACAGCCGCAGCCCGGGUGUGGCCGUGAUACAAUUUGCUGUUGGUGAACACCGAGCCCAGGUCAGUGUCGAAGUUUUGGUAGAGUAUCCUUUUUUUGUAUUUGGACAGGGCUGGUCAUCCUGCUGUCCUGAGCGGACCAGCCAGCUCUUUGAUCUGCCGUGUUCCAAACUCUCCGUUGGGGACGUCUGCAUCUCGCUCACCCUCAAGAACCUGAAGAAUGGCUCUGUUAAAAAGGGCCAGCCUGUGGACCCUGCCAGCGUCCUGCUGAAGCACACGAAGACCGACAGCCUGGCUGGCAGCAGACACAGAUACGCCGAGCAGGAGAACGGAAUCAACCAGGGAAGCGCCCAGGUGCUCUCUGAGAACGGCGAACUGAAGUUUCCAGAAAGAGUAGGAUUGCCCGCAGCACCCUUCCUCAGCAAAAUAGAACCGAGCAAGCCCACGGCCACGAGGAAGAGGAGGUGGUCAGCGCCAGAGACCCGCAAACUGGAGAAGUCGGAGGACGAGCCGCCUUUGACUCUUCCGAAGCCUUCGCUCAUUCCUCAGGAGGUUAAGAUCUGCAUCGAAGGCCGAUCUAACGUGGGCAAGUAGAGACUGCGGGCAGCGGGGGGCCGGGGCCUCCUGUGCUGUCUGUAUCCAGAUUACUGUACUGUAGGCUAAAUAACACAGUAUUUACAUGUUAUCCUCUUUAGGUUUGUAUUCUAACCUUGUCAUUAGAGUCAAACAGGUGUGUCGCAGGAGACUGGUGCAUUGGCACUGGCUGCGAGUGUCUGCUGAGGAGCUGGCAGGUGGAGGGCGGUCAGAACCGUGGCUGUGCAGCUCCGGGGCAUCCUAGGUGACCCUGAAUGUGGCUUCAGCAGCACCUGCCUUCUCCGGCAGCACAGAGUUGAGGGGCAUCAGUUCCCACUGGUCUCAAGAGCAAACACAGUGGGAAGUAACCUGCAAGGGUGUGCCUGGGUGUGUCCCUUGUGAAGGGGUAUGCGGGUGCCAUGGCGGUGAGGGAGGGUCUCUCUUUCUCUGCCUCCUUCUCCCUCACUUGCUCCCUCUCAGCAUGGGAUUGGGGGACCUGGGUUUCCUGCAUUCAAAGUCAUCAGGAUCCCCCGCUUCCAGGCAUUGUACGGAGGCAUCGGACGGCAGAUGGGAAACUAGUUUCAAAGAACGUGGUUCUCUCCAACAUAUUUUACAAUAAAAAGCAACUUUUAAUCAUAGAUAGAUAGAUAUAUAUAUUUCCCCCCAUGGGGCCUGACUGCACUGAGUUUUUUGUUUUGUUUUGUUGGGGUUUUUUUUUUGUUUUGUUUGUUUUUUAAAAGCAGCUGCCACUAGCAGGAUUUCAUUUCUGCUUUACUGGUCCAGUGACAUCACCAGUUGUCAUGGUGGGCAGGGAAAUCCUUGCUCGGGCCACUCCUGGUCAGGCCGGUAGCAGUAGGAUUGGGGGACAGAGGGAGCACCCACACUGGUUUCUGGGCAGUGUUAGGAAAACCAAUCAGGUUAUUUGCAUUGACUUUUGCUCCUGAGAGGAAAAUGCAAGACCCCCUCCCCCUUCCCGAGAGAGCCAGGGUAGCUCUCCCAGCUGGGCUGGCAGCCUCUCUUUUCUAUCUUUUAGGUCUAGUACUGUUCAUGACUAUGGGCAACUCGGGUGCCACUUUUUUUUUCUUUUCCUCAAUCCCAGUGCGACAUGAGGAAUUCGAUCUGGAAGAUGUUAGUCUGUUACUAUCUCGUUAACAGUUAAAAAUGCUGUACAGGCUUCUAAACCAAGCAUCUUGGUCUGUCAUUCAGCAAGUACUGUAUCUCACUUUUGACUCUUUGGGGGGGG